Messenger RNA from Truncatella angustata, 956 nucleotides. RefSeq names its product YkoF-like protein. The transcript has 4 exons. Gene Ontology annotation, cellular component: cytosol. The coding region runs from base 380 to 799 and encodes 139 amino acids. The record is from RefSeq and is a predicted model, not a curated record. Lineage: Eukaryota; Fungi; Ascomycota; Sordariomycetes; Amphisphaeriales; Sporocadaceae.
AUUCAGACAACUAAGACAAAUGGAAUCUGAUACUAUACAAAUCAUAUGUUCAAACCGUUCCCGAUUCUCUGUCAUGUGAACUUGUGGCUCUUUCCAAGCCAGAUGCAUUCUUAAAUGAGAAGCUCCAGUGCAACGCAACCGCCAUACGUCAGGUCCUCUAAUGAGUGGGGCCAGAUCGUUCUGUCCGAACCCGCAAUUCAUCACCUUCGCCCUCAUCAAAUCUUAUCAGGCAACGCAUCACAAUACGUCGAAGCCACGCUAGACUUCAGAGACCUGAAAGGCAGUCCUUCCAGGUGACAAAGACUUUUGUUCGUCAAAGUUCUACUUAGUACUAUCGUUUGAGUGUACAGCCAAGGAUCUUGAAAUUCCCCGUCAUCUCAUGUUCCGCCCCGCCCUGACCAGGAUAUCCGGCACCCACACCAUCAGAGCUUGUGUAUCGAAAAGACGGCUCGGCAUCAUGGACUACAGCACGAUCAAGACGCCGGAUCGGUGCUACGCUGACUUCUGCCUCAUUCCUGUCGGCACAGGAAGCGCCUCUGUGGCUGAGGAGGUAGCUGGGGUCCAGCGACUGCUGAAGGAAAGUGGGCUGCAGUAUACUAUGCAUUCCGCUGGUACUACCGUUGAGGGGUCUUGGGAUGAAGUGUUCAGAGUCAUUGGACAGGCACAUAGUCUGGUACAUCAGCACGGUGUGGUGAGAGUGCAAUCUAGUAUGAGGGUUGGCACAAGGACGGAUAAGAAACAAUCUGCUCAGGACAAGGUCAAGAGAGUUCAGGAUCUGCUUGCCAAGGAUGCCGCGUGAGGUACCUUGUACCAGGAGUAUUGGUGGUAUUCACUUGAGCAAUUUGGUCAGAAAAUAACAAUUCACUUGCCACAAUUUGUGCAAAUUCUCGUCCUUUGUUUAGACUCAUGUGUCAUUUUGCUUUGCCCCUAUAUCUGGUGUGUCUUCAUAUACAAGC